Messenger RNA from Malassezia sympodialis ATCC 42132, 1542 nucleotides. It is a transcript of the gene TIM54, whose product is annotated as Tim22-complex subunit TIM54. The record is from RefSeq and is a predicted model, not a curated record. NCBI's taxonomy places the organism in Eukaryota, Fungi, Basidiomycota, Malasseziomycetes, Malasseziales, Malasseziaceae.
AUGACAGGCCCAGCCAAGCCGACGGAACCUCCGCGCGAAAUACCGAAGGCGCUGCGCCCUCUUGUAUGGGUCGGCAUCCCCGAGGGCGUACUCAAGUGGAAGCCACGACUGCCCUCGCGCAAUUGGUGCAUCUUCUGGACCUCUGUGGCAGCUGUGUCUUACUUGUAUUAUGAAGAUCGUCGACAGUGCAAGAAGAUCAUGGAGGAGUACAAAGAGCGUGUCCGCGGUCUCUCGGAAGAUGUCAUGCACCCUCUUGAGCAUCCUCGAAAAGUAUACGUCUACACAGCCAAAUAUCCUGGGGACGACAACUACGACGUCGGUGUGCGGUACUUUAAACGAUAUGUGAAGCCUAUUCUCGUCGCUGCCGCCGUCGACUAUGAAAUCACAAGCGGUACCAAGUAUGGAAACCUUGCUCGUGAAUUGCGUGAACGCAUCCACGAACGUCGCCGGAACCUGGCUGGGCUCGAGCCGUGGACUACCAACACUGUGGCUGGCACGUCGUUGCCCACGACAUUGUCGCCUGCGCAAUAUCUUCAGCGCGAGCUUGAUGGAGCCGUGGUGCUCAUUGGUCGACCUGCUUUCAAGGAGUGGGCUUGGGCUCUGCGCGAAGGCUGGGGCACCAGUAUCCCUACGACGCGCGUCGAUCGUGACGAGCAGCUUGCCUCUGCCCUGAGUGAAGAUACAGCCUUCGAAGAGCAUGUACCCGAGUCGAAAACUGACAUCCAAGAGGACGGGUCAACGGAAGAAAUCACGCACCCUGCUACCGCCCAAGGAUUCAUGCUUCCCUCUCAGAUCGGACUACAGUCUCUCCAGCAAAAGUCUGGUAAGACCUCAUUCGGCGUGCCACCUACAGCCGUCAUGACACAAAACCAGCCCGGGGCUCCAACAGAUCCGACAGUGCCGGAGCAGCUACUCCCUCCUGUGGCGCCUAUUCCUGCCCAGCCCCCGAUCUGUUUCGUGGACUUUACAAACCUUGUGGGCUGGCGCAACAUUCCGCGCCGCAUUGUGCAUUUCUUCAACCAUCGUAGCGAUGCUCGUCGCGGCGCGGAAGCAGGGCUUAGCAUCGUGCUCGGCACCAAGAGUGAUGCUCGUGAAUUUGACCCAGGCAUGCCGGACCGUGACCCAGAUGCUGCACCGCAGAGCUCCGACCUAGACUGGGGCAUUAAUGCGGAACAAUACUACCCCAACGCAUUUAACCGCACUUUGCAGGACAUUGUCAGGUACAGGAAAGACUAUUACGAAGAGCUGAGAAAAGAGCUACAAGCCAUGCGGGAGAUUCAACGCGGUGUGCGUGAGCCAACCAAGUAUGAGCAGCGAAAUCCUCCUCGGAACGAAGUUGAAUUGCGCGGAGAACGCUUCGACCGGGAAAAGAUGUGGCGUAAUUCCGAGCAGGGAUAUGAAAUUCUCAAGCCAGAGGCCCCUGUAAGCUGGGACGAUACCUGGCGUGGCAGCCUGCGGGUAUUGCAGCCCCGUCAGAAGGAAGAGUGCAUACCUCGCAAGCCUGCUCCGAAGGACGAGGAGCCGGACGUCAAGUCAUCAUAA